UUCCACGCCAUUAGCUAGUAGUUUCCAAAAGCUCAUGGCAUAAAUAAGAGGCUGGCAGAGUGUAGAAUAUUUUAGGAACUCUCUGGAAACAAAAGUUUCAAAAGCUAGCUAGCCAGCCAUACAUGGCUGAAACUUCUUCCCGAACAAGAAGCGCCGCCCCGUUUCUGUCGAAGACGUUCGAUCUGCUAGAAGAACAAGAUGUCGGAGGAGAUGAUGGUGGGAAGAGGAAUACUGUGUCAUGGAAUGUAGAGGGCACUGGAUUUAUAGUAUGGUCUCCUGCUGAUUUCUCAGAGCUCCUGUUGCCUAAAUAUUUCAAGCACAACAAUUUCUCCAGCUUCAUUCGCCAACUUAACACCUAUGGAUUCAAGAAAACAUCACCAAAACUGUGGGAAUUUAAGCACGAAAAGUUCCAAAAGGGCUGCAGGCACAUGCUAGUUGAGAUCACCAGGAAGAAAUGCGAACCAAGUGCUUUUCCAGCGUAUCUGAAGGCUUCAGAAGAGAGUGAGAGCACAAGCACUGCACUGGCAGCAGCAGAAGAAAACAAUUGCCUGCUAUUAAUGGAGGAGAAUAAGAACCUGAGAAAACAGCAGUUGGAGCUGCAGGUGCAAAUAGCUCAGUUCAAAACCCUGGAAAAUAAGCUGUUGGAUUGCGUAGCCCAGUACAUGGAUGACCAUCGGAACAAAGCUCGAUGCUGAUUGUUACCAUAACUGUUGAUUUGGUCGACACAAAUUGGUUAGGUUUUAAGGGAUCUGUAUCUUGGAUCUUGGGUAUCAUAUAAACAUGCUGCCUUUUUUCUGCAGUGUUUGUUAGCUUUUGGUGUCAGGGUUUUGUAAUUAGGAAAAUAAUCAUCAAGCGGAACCGAAUUCACGAGAAACUUUUUGAUGUGAUGGUCACAAUGCUACGUUAAGUUACUAAUCUUGUAAUAUGUCAUGUGACAUCAUUUCAUCGUACAAACGUUAUAGCACUGAUUGAAAUUGUUCAUAUUUUACAUCAU
This is a messenger RNA of Malus domestica (apple), 994 nucleotides long. Its product is annotated as heat stress transcription factor B-2a-like. Gene Ontology annotation, molecular function: RNA polymerase II cis-regulatory region sequence-specific DNA binding; DNA-binding transcription factor activity. The record is from RefSeq and is a predicted model, not a curated record. Lineage: Eukaryota; Viridiplantae; Streptophyta; Magnoliopsida; Rosales; Rosaceae. Gene Ontology annotation, cellular component: nucleus. Gene Ontology annotation, biological process: regulation of transcription by RNA polymerase II.